AUGUACAGCCAACUAGUUUUUGGCUGCAGUGGUAUAGGAGGUAGGUUUGCCUUAAAUAAUUUACGAGGCUUCUUUUCUUUGAUGGCACAAAUCAUAUAAAAAGUUUAAAAAGAGUUAAAACUUUUGUUGCGAAACCUAGGCUGUCUUUCUGUGAAAGGAAGGUGGCUCUUAAAUUUGCAUUUAACGUCUAGCUACAGUAAUUUAAUUUAUUAUUAAAAUUUUUUAAAAAAUAUGUUUAAAGAUUUCAAUUAAGCCUAAAAGAGCUAUUUUAAAAAAUUAAUUUAAAAAAUUUUAAUUUUUAGGCAGUGAUGACAGCCGUAUAUAUACAAAUCCAUCUAUCACGUGGCAAAUGUCACCACCCGCCGCCUGGACCUAUCCAGUAUCGUAUGCCCAACAAACGGGUCAAUACUUUCCUCAACAACCUCUCACUCAACAAGAUGCUCAGACUCAAGCUCAAGGAGACAUUCAAGCAGCGGUAAGAGCGUUUGUGCUAUGUAAAGACUUAUCAAGAGUACUGUAAUACAAGAAAAUUUGUAGGUCCUCAGCGCUUUAUCAGAAAACAACAUCCCAACUCAAAGCGUUCGGGUAGUUGCCGGCUACACGCCCCAAGAAGUCAGCAAUUGUAUCACGAUUGCUGCGACUGGAGCCGGGACCAAUAUUCCGCAACAAACCGCAGCCAAUACUGAAUUCGGAUACGAGGAGUCCGGCGCCAUUACGCAGCUCAUCACUCCAACUGCUGCGAUUGCUGUGACAGCAUGCGCUCAGAGAAACUAUGGGACUUACACGAGCCGGGUCAACAUUGUUCAGGGCAGUGCGCAGGUAAGUAGGCUUAAUUUUGAAAUUUCAAAAAUUUAAAGUUUGUCAACCUUUUUGAAGUCGAUCAUAUUUUUGCUAAUUCGUACAGAGAAAAGUCUUACUACGAAAAAUUGUAGGUCAUAGUAAGAUAGGUAGUACUAAAGAAGAUUUUAAUAAGAAAGUCGUACUCAGAAAAAUUGUGCAGAGUCAUAAUAAAAAUAGUCAUUCUGAACAAAGUUGUACCAAGAAAGGUAGUACUAAGAAAAAUCGUACUAAGGAGAGGGAAAGAAGAUCAUACUAUUAUAAAUAAAUUUGUACUAAACAACUUUGCCGUUCCUGUCUAUAGUUGUUUUUCAGAUUGAAGGCAUAACUGUAAGUGGAUAUCAACUUCGUCUCCUUGUCGCAACAUUACAAUCAAACUUGAACUUUAAUUAUCAUGUACGCUUUCAGUCACCAAUUACAUAUAACUAA
Bursaphelenchus okinawaensis is the source of this 1266-nucleotide messenger RNA. Lineage: Eukaryota; Metazoa; Nematoda; Chromadorea; Rhabditida; Aphelenchoididae. The record is from the annotation of a GenBank genome assembly.